GGCGCCCGUGACGCGAUGGUGAACGCCAGCCGCGUGCAGCCGCAGCCGCCCGGGGCCGCUGAGCCGUCUGCGCCCCGAGCGCCCGGGCCGGGCGGGCGGAUGGCGGGGCUGGGCGGCCCAGGCCUGCGAGAGCCGCGAGGCCUGGACAUCGAGAUGGAGCGCAUCCGCCAGGCGGCCGCGCGCGACCCCCCAGCCGGGGCCUCGGCCUCGCCGUCCCCGCCGCCCUCAGCCUGCUCGCGGCAGGCGUGGAGCCGCGACAACCCCGGCUUCGAGGCCGAGGAGGAGGACGAUGACGAGGAGGUGGAGGGCGAGGAGGGCGGCAUGGUGGUGGAGAUGGACGUGGAGUGGCGCCCGGGCAGCCGCAGGGCGGCCGCGUCCUCGGCCGUGGGCUCUGCGGGCGUGCGCGGCCGGGCUCUGGGCGGCUACCACGGCGCGGGACCCCCGGGCGCGCGGCGCCACCGGCGCGAGGACCCUGGCGCUUCGUGCCCCAGCCCAGCCGGCGGCGGGGACGCGCGGCAUCGCCACCUGGCCCUGGACGGGCAGCCGCCCCGCGUGGCCUGGGCCGAGCGCCUGGUCCGCGGGCUGCGAGGUCUCUGGGGAACAAGACUCAUGGAGGAAAGCAGCACUAAUCGAGAGAAAUACCUUAAGAGUGUUUUGCGGGAACUGGUCACAUACCUCCUUUUCCUCAUAGUCUUGUGCAUCUUGACCUACGGCAUGAUGAGCUCCCAUGUGUACUACUACACCCGGACGAUGUCACAGCUCUUCCUAGACACCCCCGUGUCCAAGUCAGAGAAAACUAACUUCAGAACUCUGUCUUCAGUGGAGGACUUCUGGAAGUUCAUAGAGGGCCCCCUACUGGAUGGGCUGUACUGGAAGGCGCAGCCUGGCAACCACUCCGAAGUGGACAACCGCAGUUUCAUUUUCUAUGAAAACCUGUUGCUAGGGGUCCCACGCAUCCGACAGCUCAAAGUCAGAAAUGGAUCCUGUUCUAUCCCCCUGGACCUGAGAGAUGAAAUUAAAGAGUGCUAUGAUGUCUACUCGGUCAGUAGUGAAGACAGGGCCCCAUUUGGACCACGAAAUGGAACCGCUUGGAUCUACACAAGUGAAAAGGACUUAAAUGGGAGCACCCACUGGGGAGUGAUCGCAGCUUACAGUGGAGCUGGCUAUUACCUGGAUCUGUCAAGAACCAGAGAGGAAACAGCCGCCCAGCUUGCUGGCCUCAGGAAAAAUGUCUGGCUGGACCGAGGAACCAGGGCAGCUUUUAUUGACUUCUCAGUGUACAACGCCAAUGUUAACCUCUUCUGUGUGGCCAGGUUAUUGGUUGAACUCCCAGCAACGGGAGGUGUGGUCACUUCUUGGCAGUUUCAGCCUGUGAAGCUGAUCCGCUACAUCACAGCUUUUGAUUUCUUCCUGGCAGCCUGUGAGAUUAUCUUUUGUUUCUUUGUCCUUUACUAUGCGGUGGAAGAGAUUUUGGAAAUUCGCAUUCACAAACUACACUACUUCCGAAGCUUCUGGAAUUGUCUGGAUGUUGUGAUUGUUGUGCUCUCAGGGAUAGCAAUAGGAAUUAACAUCUACCAAACAUCAAGUGUGGAGGGGCUCCUGUACUUUCUAGAGGAUCAAAACACCUUCCCCAACUUCGAGCAUCUGGCAUCCUGGCAAAUACAGUUCAACAGUAUAGCUGCUAUCACAGUGUUUUUGGUCUGGAUUAAGCUCUUCAAAUUCAUUAGCUUUAACAGGACUAUGAGCCAGCUGUCCACAACCAUGUCUCGGUGUGCCAAAGACCUCUUUGGCUUUGCCCUCAUGUUCUUCAUUAUUUUCUUGGCAUAUGCUCAGUUGGCGUACCUCGUCUUUGGCACUCAGGUCGAUGACUUCAGUACUUUCCAAGAAUGUAUCUUCACUCAAUUCCGUAUCAUUUUGGGAGAUGUCAACUUUGCAGAGAUUGAGGAAGCUAAUCGAGUUUUGGGACCACUUUAUUUCACUACCUUUGUGUUCUUUAUGUUCUUCAUUCUUUUGAAUAUGUUUUUGGCCAUCAUCAAUGAUACUUACUCAGAAGUGAAAUCUGAUUUGGCCCAGCAGAAAGCUGAAAUGGAACUCUCAGAUCUUAUCAGAAAGGGCUACCAUAAAGCCUUGGUCAAACUAAAGCUGAAGAAAAAUACUGUGGAUGACAUUUCAGAGAGUCUGCGGCAAGGGGGAGGCAAGUUAAAUUUUGAUGAACUUCGGCAAGAUCUCAAAGGGAAAGGACACACUGAUGCGGAGAUUGAAGCAAUAUUCACCAAGUAUGACCAAGAUGGAGACCAAGAACUCACCGAACAUGAGCAUCAGCAGAUGAGAGAUGACUUGGAAAAAGAGAGGGAGGACCUGGACUUGGACCACAGUUCUUUACCACGACCCAUGAGCAGCCGAAGUUUCCCAAGGAGCCUGGAUGAUUCUGAGGAGGAUGAUGAUGAAGACAGUGGACACAGCUCUAGGAGGAGGGGAAGCAUCUCCAGUGGGGUUUCUUAUGAGGAGUUUCAAGUCCUGGUGAGACGAGUAGACCGCAUGGAGCACUCCAUUGGCAGCAUUGUGUCCAAGAUUGAUGCUGUUAUUGUAAAGCUGGAGAUCAUGGAGCAGGCCAAACUGAAGAGGCGGGAGGUGCUAGGGAGACUGCUGGACGGAGUGGCUGAGGAUGAAAGACUGGGUCGUGACAAUGACAUCCACAGGGAACAGAUGGAGCGACUAGUGCGGGAAGAGCUGGAGCGCUGGGAAUCUGAUGAUGCAGCUUCUCAGCUCAGUCAUGGUCUAGGCACACCAGCAGGACUCAGUGGACAGCCUCGUCCUAGAAGUGCUCGCCCUUCCUCCUCCCAGUCUGCAGAUGGCCUGGAAGGUGAGGGUGGAAACAGCAGUUCCAACAUCCAUGUGUAACACUUGUGUCACUAUGUGUCACCCAGCAGGUGAGAUGGUGGCUAUCACCAAUUACCAUAAUGAUUUCACUAUUUAUAUGCUCUAAGUAACAUAUGAUACUGGUCUGUGUGACCAAUUAUUAAUCUUUUGCACUUUAAUUUAUUGUAUAUAAACUUUACCCAUGGAUCAAAGAUUUCUUUCAUUUUCUCAUAUAAGAAAUCAAGAUGUAAAUAUUGAAUUCAGGAAAAAGAAAUUAUUGAAAAGCAACUAGAGUGAUAUGCCCAGUUGCUACUCUGCCUAAGUCUGCCCUUUUGACAAUGAUGUAGCCUUUUAAAGCUGGAAAAGAAGUGUCAAGGGGCUGCUGAGUUGCACUUCCAGCCACAAAACCAGUGUUGUCACUUCCAUUCAGUGUAUGAAGGGAAAGGAAGGCAUCCUUGCUAUUCAUGAGCUGAAUAUAUAGCUUUCCUAUAAGAAAGGAGUUUUAAUUCAGCUACCUUCCUGGGGUGAACUUUUCUAAAACUCCAAAGCACAGAAUGGGUAUAUAGCCAUUAUACUAGAAUCUGUAUGAAUGGUUAAUGUAAAUGUUAAGUACUAUGUAAUUUUUGUUAUUUUCUCAUACCUAAUAUCUGCAGAACAAAAUCACUUUUUAUAUUAUUUUAUCUUUCAUUAGAAAUAAAGUGAGUAAAACCAUUGGAGAUCAAUUACAGAAUAAACAGUAUCUCUUACUAAAACAUAAGAGAAUUUGAGGGAACCCUAAUUUGCUUCCAACUUUGACAUUUUCAGUAAUUUGCUAGUAUAAAAUUGUAUUAGUCACUUUCCCUUCAUUAGUACAAAAUACUGAACACUUAAAGGAGGAGAGAGUUAAUUUGGUUCACAGUUGUAAACUGGGUCCAUGGUCUGCUGGCUCAAGUCAGAAGCAUCAUGGCGGAAGGAUGUGGUGGAACAAAGCUGCUCACUUCAUGGUGGCCAGGAUGCCCAGCUGGUUGGAAAGAGGGCCAGAGAGGAAAGGGCUGGAACCAGAUAUGCUCCCCAAGGUAACACCCCUUUUACCAACCCAGACACCCAAUAAGUGUGCUUUACUAAUCUGCUAGGAGCCUUUUAAUCCAGUCAAGUUGAUAAUCAGGAUUAGUAGCGACAUAAAUUUACCCAUAUGGGGGAGGGGGAUCUAUUUCUCAAGAAAAAAUAAAACAUUUUUAUUUUUAAAAUUAAAAUUUUGGGGGGCCGGGGAUUUAGCUCAGUGGUUCCGGUGCCUGCCUCGUAAGCAGAAGGUCCCAAGUUCAAUCCCUGGUACCAAAAAAAAAAUUAAAUUUUUUUUAAAACAGUGUUGAAUAAUGUGACCUUUUGAGAGUUUAUGGGAGAAGCAAGAGACAGUGCAGUGUUGGUGAGAAAUCUUUAGCUGGGGAACCAGUAGAAGAAAGUCCUAUUUCUUAAUGCUGGGUCUUUAAUUCCCAAAUUGCUCACUCAGUGGGUAGAAAAUGUCAGUAUAAUUUCCAGUGAAAAUGUGAGUGGACCAGCCUUCCCAUGUUGACUUCUAUGGGAGUGAAGCAGCCUGGGUUUCUUCAGUGUCACUCUCCAAGACUUCACCUUUAUCUUUCAUAUGCUGCACACAUUUCUUUAUUCCUAGGUACUGAUGUACACACUCCGGGGGAAUUGGGUGUACGUUUGUGUGUGUGUGUGUGUACCAUGUUACUAAGUAUAAACAAGCUUCACUGUGAAGUGCAUCCUCACUGUCUAGUGUCUAUGUGUACUGACCAUGUGCCAUGUAUCAAUCAUGGUCACAAGAAAGUGUUUAUUAUAUUUGUUAUUAGUAAUGUGCUGUCUUUCAUUUCACAUGUAAAAUGUUGCAUAAUUCUUCCCUUGUACCUGUAAAUUCUAUACAUUUUUCAGCUUCCAUCAUGGAGAAUUCACUCCUCAUCCCUUCUCCCACCAUAUUCCCUUCUGCAUUGUUGUAAUGAAGAUAUUACAUAUGUGAACUUUUCUCAACAAUUAAGAAUUUCUUAAUUGUAUAAUACUGAACACUUUGCUUUUUAAUAAAGGCUUGAUGUGAUAACAGA
Molecule: messenger RNA, 4934 nt
Organism: Heterocephalus glaber (naked mole-rat)
Lineage: Eukaryota; Metazoa; Chordata; Mammalia; Rodentia; Bathyergidae
Gene: Pkd2
Product: polycystin 2, transient receptor potential cation channel
Biological process (GO): potassium ion transmembrane transport; release of sequestered calcium ion into cytosol; detection of mechanical stimulus
Cellular component (GO): membrane
Molecular function (GO): calcium ion binding; potassium channel activity; signaling receptor binding
Source: RefSeq, a predicted model, not a curated record